Molecule: messenger RNA, 759 nt
Organism: Brassica napus (rape)
Lineage: Eukaryota; Viridiplantae; Streptophyta; Magnoliopsida; Brassicales; Brassicaceae
Exons: 4
Coding region: 1-759 (252 amino acids)
Source: RefSeq, a predicted model, not a curated record
AUGGACAGAUUUCUUGUACAACCAGCAAAUCUUAAUGAAUCCGAUAGAAGUAAUGACGAGUUUGAUGAUCCAAUGGAAGAUGAGAAGGAAAUAAAUGAUGAGACUAUUAAUGAAGAAGAUAAGAAGAAUGAAGAUAAUGUUAACGUUGAGAUUGAAGAAGAUGAGAAUCUAAGUAUAAAGGAGAAUCAUGAUGUGAAUGAUCAUCAAGAUAGUACAGAUAUAGGCAGAAUCUUAGAUAUUUAUGAUCCUGGAAAUUGGGGAGAAGUCAAACCUGGAUUAAGACUUGUCAUGGUUGAAAAAGGUCAUGCUCAAAGACUACCGAAUGAUUUUGUGUUUCCAAGAGAGAAGUUGUUCACUCGCGACAACAAUCCCAGUCACAUGGCAUCUAAGGGAUUCAAUGACUGGAAACAUAUUUUGGAAAGGUUAAGGUGCCACGAGACUAGUCAUGAGCACAUCAAAUCAUUUCGUGGGGGAGACGAAAAGCAAAGAGUAGAUGGCAAUGGAAAUUUUUUAAGCUUUAUUGAUUCAAUGGCUGAGUGGGAUCUGGUAAUGAGAGAACAUGUUAGACGGUUUGAAGAUGGGGAAUCUCGUUAUCACUAUCUCAGCAACAGAAUUCAGAAUGAGUUGAUAGCAACGAUGGCUGAUGAGAUCAAAGAUAUAAGUCAUCAUGAACAAAUGACUCUUAUCCUUCGAUGUGUUGAUGUUUCAGCAGCUUCAGCUAAGAUAGAAGAAUUUUUUUCUCACAUUCUUGAUAGUUAA